GUCCAGAUUGAAAGAUUAACGUGGCAAUAUACUCGUCGGGAAUAAUUACCGAUAGUUAUUUUCAAAAUAACCGUGUAUAAAACGACAACCAAAUAAUUGAUCGGUAUCUAUACUUUUUUUCAUAUUCAAGUGGGUCCUCUCCAGAAAAUCCAUCGUUGCAGAAAAAGGUUCACACUAUGUCGUCCAUCAGUUUUGCGUUGUUUGGCUUUGUGCUGGUUCUCACAGAGCAUUUUGUUGCCUGUAACGUUCUUCGUAAAACAGUGUCGGAUGAAGCAGAGAAGAGAACUGUUGAUGUACCAGUAAGUUGGUGUCAAUUAAAAUCUAUAAAGUCUAGCACAGGAUACUGUGCUAUAUGCCUAUAAAUGCUGCGGAUUGCUAUAGGGAUGCAAGUACUUGAACAACUAAACAUAAAGCAGGACUGCGACGUUUCGAGCGAAGACCCUUCAUUAGACACCUUAAGAUUGACGUUUACGGCAAACGGAAACCGCUAGCGAAUUUUUGAUUUUACAACUACUCUAUUAUAAUAGCUUUUACAAAAGUUUUGAAAUAUAUUAAACAAUUAUUAAUUAAACUUGUGGUAUUUAGCAAUGAUUUAAGAAAGCAAAUUAACCACUAUAGUCAUGUAUUCACCAAAGCAGUAAAUUAAGAUUUGGCGUUUGAAGUUUACGUUUGGCGUAUAUAAAUUUCAUGCUUUAAUGACUACAAGCCCACGUAGCAGUUCAAGUAUGAAAUUUAUACGCCAAAUGUCAACUUCAAACGACAAAUCUUAAUUAAUUAAUUGCUUUGGUGAAUACAUGAUUAGUGGUUAAUUUGCUUUUUAAAUCAUUCCUAAAGAGCACAAGUUUAAUAAUUGUUUAACAUAUUUCAAAACUGGUGUAAAAUCUAUAUAUAUAGUGGAGUUAUAAAAUCAAAAAUUUCGCUAGCGGUUUCACGUUUGACGUAAUCUUAAGGUGUCUAUUAACCUCUCGACGAAGGGUCUUCUCUCGAACGUCGAGGUUCUACUUGGCCCCGUUUACAUGAGACCAAAACGAAGUCAAAUCAGAACCAUUUCGUUUCAGUCAUUAGUAUUAUUAUUAAUAGAUGUUUACAUGAGAUCGGGACGAAAAUAACUCAGACCGGUCUGAAGUCAUUCCACCUGCUGGACCGAGCCGACUGACUUCAGACCGGUAUGAAUUCAGGCUUGGGAUGAAUGUAAAUACAAAUACGUACAUUCUAAAAAAGGUAAUUUCCUGGCAAGGGGAUCGAAUAAAUUGAAAAUUUGGUGAUUUUCGUACCGGUCUCAUGUAAACAUUUUCACAAUUUCAAUUAUCAUUCCGGUUUGACUUCGUACCGGUCUUGUGCGGGCGGAGAAGAAAGGGCAUCGUUUGAGGAAAUGCCUGCCCAAAUGGCUAUGACAAAUGUGCAGGUUUUCGCCCAUUAAGGAUGAUUGACGUUUUGUAAUUAGCAGCUUCACCCAUUUUCCAAUCAUAGGGCGCUUUCCAUUUUACGGUCUGACCGGUCAGAUUCUAAUUAUUUUCUCUGUAUCAAAGGAAAGAUCUGGUCUAUGUUUCUCAAAUAUCUAGCGAAAAUGUAUCUAGAUUUUCCGGUCAAAUACGUCGGAAGCCGGCGCCCAAAUGAUUUGUGUUCCAUUCAACAAUUUGACCGGUCUGAUCGGUAUGGCCGUGUUAAUGGAAAGCGACCAUAGUCGAGAUUUAUAUUUAGCAUCAUGCAUGCAUGGUUUUUGCUCGGCAACUAGUGAGAUUUUCAAAGAUUUCAUGUACUAUUUAAAAUAUGAGCAGCAGCGUUUUUUCAGAAAUAAAGAUGGUCUGAUGGUCUGAUUAAACAUGCACGCACUAUACGAAUGUUUUAAAUUGCUCCAAAAACGAUCGAUCUAGUAAGUUCAUUGGCGAAGUAACUUUCAAAAAAUUCGUUGUUGUUGGUCUUUAAUGCUUCAUGCAAACGACCACCACAAAUCUAUUGUCAGUGGUGUUGCCGUCCGACAUUAUAAGAUGUUUUCGGAGAUUCUUAUGAUUACAAAUUCUUGUGGUUAUUAGCCUUAAGCUUGGCGAAAAUGGUGCGACUUCGGCUGAUUUUAGUCGGCCGAUUUUAAUGGGGCAAUAUCAAAUUGUUCGGCCGAUCAAAAUCGCUUAAAAAUGACAUCGCAUACCCAAGGAUUUCAUUCAGCCGACUGAUAUCGGCCGAGAAAAAUUGCAUCCUGUGCGUCAGGCUUUACCUAUAUGUAUUAAUUUGUGGGAAAGAACUUCCACGUUGUGUCUAGAUAGAAUUAGCGUCUCUUUCCUUUUCGAUUAUAUAGUUUUGAAUUUCUUAUUAAUAUCCUAAACGUCAUAUCAGUCCGAUUUGACUAGGUGUGGCGGCGUGUGGGAAGUUAUGUUCAGUUAUACAGGGUGCAUGUAUAAAAAAAAGGUAAUCGAACUUCAGCGCGCUAUUGUGUCUGAAUUACUGUGCACAUGAACGAGAUUUCUUUAUAUUCGGAAAGAUCAGGCUUUUAACUGUUGAAUGAUAUAUUAUGUUCUUCACGCCAAAUGGAUAAAAAAUGAGCAAAUGCGAAUCCGAUAAAAGAUGUUAUUCAGAAUCGAAUAUUUUCACAGUUGAGAGUUGGGUCUAAAACCAUUGAAAACUAACCUCCUUUGGUACUUAGAGUUAACGAAUUUCACUUCAAUUAAUAAACUGCGCCCAUAUUCAUAAUUGUUAUUAAGUAGGAACAAAUUUUAGCUAAGCUACGACAAAUUCGUGAUUAAUUGCUUUUUAUUUUGUCAUUCACUGCUUUAAUUAGGCGCAGAGGUGAAAAUAUGCGAUUCUGACUAACAUUUUUUAUCGAACUCGUAGUUGCUUAUUUUUUCUCCACUUGGCAUGAAAAACUUGUCAUUCAAUUGCUAAAACCCUGAUCUUUCCAACGCCGAGUAAUUCACGUACAACAGCGCGAUCAAGUUCGAUUAUUUUUUUUUUGACACACCCUGUACAGGGCGAUCCCCCAAAAAACAACAAAUGAAAUAACAUAUUCUUCCACUUUGAAUGCCUCAGCACUCUGUUGAACCCACAAGUGCAUAAAAGCUUGACAUUAAGUACAUUUUAUGCAGAAGAAACUGUUAAUUAAUUAUAAGAAUGUUUAUAAGAGAGAUUUAAUAUGUAAUACGAGGAGGCAUUAAUUAGUUUUAAUGUUAGGGAAAACGAACUAAACCCAUGGGUGCGUUAACACAAUGGAGUCAAAUUUUAUGCAUGGCAUUAUUUUUACUAUUCUUAAUAAGUCAAUAUUUAAUAUAAUAAUGCACCCUGUCAAUAUUUUACCCAUCUUUGCGUUCAGCUUAGUGCAUGCUAUAGGGCAUUCAAAUAAUACGUUAUUUCAAUAGUUUUGGGGGUUUUGGGGACGCCCUAUAUAGGGAAAGGCAUUUGCUUUUAUAAUGAUGCGAAACAUCAAAUAGACUUUUCUUAUAAUGGCGUCAAACGCAAGAAACCAAUUUAUGCAUUGUCCCACAGGUCAAUGCAAAUCGUUGGCGAGGCAAUAUGUUUAAUAAAAACACAAUUUGUAUUGUCCUUUGGGACAUCGGAAUAUAUAUAUAUAUAUAUAUAUAUAUAUAUAUAUAUAUAUAUAUAUAUAUAUAUAUAUAUAUAUAUAUCGGGUAUCCCAAAGAAAAGUACUCCUGUUUGAUUCGUAAUAACUUCUACACAAGUAAAGAUUUUAAAGAGAAAUAACUUGCAUUAAAUAGAGGAAGGACUAACUUAGAUUUUGAUAUAUUACAGUUGUAUUUUACUUAAAAAUUCACGGAGAUAUUAAUGUUCAAAAUUGGGAGCAUAUUUUGGAUGUGUCUAAAAUUAGCGAAAAUCGGCAUAUCAAAUAUUAACUCCAGCGUUUGUUUGCUUAAUGACAUAUUAGGCUAACUUGUAUUUCAGCGAAUUAUCGUUAGGGUUUGUAAGGGAUAUGGCGUAGAUUUAGACAUUUUACAUGUAAGUCUUAGCUCAUUGUUUCCUGAAAUAUGAACGUUCGAAAUUAUGCAAGUAUUUAAUAUUAGGACAGGUCUUUACAAACUUAAAUGUACAUGAAAGACUGACCAUGGAAGGCAGGUGCUUAAAUUUUUCUUAUUCUUAAAUAGCCUAAUUUUUUAUGUUUUUAACGGGUUCAAACAGACUGAGUUGAUUAUUUCUCGGUUAGAGCAGGAUGAAUAUUUUAUUGAAGGAAAUAAUAUUGCUUUUUGCAAAUGCACAUCACCGUAUCAACGCUACUAUUUUGUUACGUUUUGUUCCAAAAAUGUUGCAUGUCUCUGGGGAGUUGCUUAAAUUGUUAUGUCUUAUGGAGUUAUAUGGUUUGAUUGUGUUUCAUAUAAUUCUCAGUUUACUCUGAACUUGCCAAGAUUAAGAAAAGGCAAAAGAGUUUGGAUGUUCUUAACAAGAUUUCAGAACGUUGCAGAAGUUAGAAGAGCUUCACAAUUCCAUUGCUCAAUUCCUAAUUCAGAACUACGAACGAUCCAUGACGAUCAUUCGCGAUGCAGUGGUCUCAUGAAAUAAGGAAACGUCUUCGUGCUAGGAACACACGCGAAUUUCGGACGAAUAAAUCUUGCUUGUAUUUUGUAGAUAUAAUAAUACUUUGUUUCAUAAUAAACAAUUUGUCAAGUGUCAUUUAUUUACUGGUAAUAGUGCAUGUUUCAGUCGGGCAAAUCUUGAUUAAUAUUUGAUACGCCGUUUUUUGCAUAUUUCAGACACAUCCAGAAAUAUGCUCCCGAUUUUAAAGAUUAAUAUUUCCGCGAAUUUUUAAGUGAAAUACAACUGUAAUAUAUCAAAAUCUAAGUUAGUCCUUCCUCCAUUUGAUGCAAGUUGUUUCUCUUUAAAAGCUUUACUUGUUUUACUUUACUCUUCUCUGUUUAAUCCGACGCUGUUUCACGAAGAACGUUGCAGGCAACCGAAAAUGCUCUGUGAGAACGGCUUGGUGCUGUAGCCGAAUAACACAAAAUUGAUGAACGACGUAAUGUGAAUUUUUUUAUGCAACGAUGAAUUUACUGAUGGAAAUAAAGACCGAGAAACACGCUUAUAAUUUAUGAUAUGGUAAUUUAGAAAAUAACUAUUGGCAAUUAAUCCUGACAACUAUUGCCACGAUAAUCUUUCUGGACGAAUCUAGAGAAUUAAACAAUCUAGGUAUGUUAUUUAAAUGAUGCAUGCUUGCCUAUGACGUAAAAUAAGUGGGAGAUGGUAUGCAUGUUUGUUUUGAAAAAGUAUUAAUUAUCUGCGUUAACCAGUUGAGCAGAUUAUUAUUAUCUGCUAUAAACUAAAGUUCGAUAUGCAGAAUAGUUCUUCUGAGGAAUCCUUUGUAUUCCAUCAGAAUAGCCUCCUUCGCAGCCCUUAGCUAACUCGGUGAUCAAGGAAUCAUAAUUGAGGGAUAGUUAUUUAACAAUUAUCCAUCAUGAUUCUUGUUAUCCCCAUCAUCUCUCCAUUCGUAUUGCGUGAUUCUGCCUUUGGUCAUCGAGAUGCCUGCGGAGAAGGCUAUUCAUUUCUGACAAAAUAAAAAGCAUUCCUCAGAACAAUUAUUCUGCAUGUGAAACAAUGCCAUCUCCCACUCAAUUUACGUCAUAACAUGCACCAUUUAACAUAAUUAUAAUUAAGAUCUCUUGAACAUUGUUAAUUUUCUAUAAAAAUAUUUUAAAUUCGUCCAGAAAGAUUAACGUGGCAAUAUACUCGUCGGGAAUAAUUGUCAAUAGUUAUUUUCGAAAUAACCGUGUAUAAAACGACAACCAAAUAAUUGAUCGGUAUCUAUCUAUUCACUUGGUUCCUCUCCAGAAAAUCCAUCGUUGCAGAAACACAUUCACACUAUGUCGUCCAUCAGUUUUGCGUUGUUUGGCUUUGUGCUAGUUCUCACAGAGCAUUUUGUUGCCUGUAACGUUCUUCGUAAAACAGUGUCGGAUGAAGUAGAGAAGAGAACUGUUGAUGUUCCAGUAAGUUGGUGUCACUUAAAAUCUAUAUAUAAAGUCUAGCACAUCUGCUAUGCCUAUAAAUGAUGCGGAUUGAUAGGGAUACAAAUACUUGCAUGAACAAUUAAAGCAGGACUUCGAGGUCUUUGAAAAACUCACUCGUGCAUGUUAUAUUCAAAUUGCACUGGAAACCAUCCUGUCACCUACACAAAUCAAUGUCAAAAUACGAAAUUUGGGCACAGUGCUUGCCAACAUGGCGGAAAUUGAAGGGGCUGUUGGACGCCAGAUCAAUUCUUUUUCUACUCUUUUUAUAUGCGCUGUUAAUACGAAUCUGCCCUCACUUUUUGGGCACGAGUUCUCGCUCCAGAUAUAUAUGAUAACCAUUUAUUGAAAUAAUACGUGUUACAUGAUUACGUUUGCAUUUAGAGUGGUGGUAUAACGCUUAAUUUCGGAAAUGGGAUGCGUGACUUGGUCGUCAAUGGAAACAGUGUUGAUGUCCAGGGGCAGGUUUGUGGGGAUAGUACACUAUUUAACUAUUUAAUAUAGUAUAUACAUCUCUAUUGUCUCAAUAUAAAUCCAAUUGCCAUCAUGCAGUGCCGUGCAGUGUAGACCAGGUCUAGCACAUUGCCCGUUCUACCCCAUGCAUCCUCCCCCCUCUCGUACGAUCAUGGGAAAAUUACUCACCGGCCGCAAGCAUAAUGAAGUCUUGUUUAGAACAGGUGGGAAACUUGACGUCUGAACAUGCACGAAAACUGCUCGGGCUUUCGGUGGGAGAAGAAGAUAUGCGUGCUUCCACUUGGUCGAUUUAAAAAACAUAAACAACAUGCAGAACAAAGUCUUCGAAUGACAAUGUUGCAGCGACUGUUUAGGGCCACAAAUUACCACAAAAAUUGUCGCAGCAAUACUUUGAUUUCCUCAAUUACAACAAUGUUUACAAUGUAAACUAUUAAUAUCGAUUAUUUCAGUGCAAAACAAAACAGAGAAAAAAAUCCUUUCAAAAUGUCGUCUGAUAGCUUCAAUAACAUGUGAAAUUCAAACCAAAAAUACUAACACUUCUAAAUGUUUUACAAAGCCAAGAAAUUUAACAGCGACUUAAUGUAAAACAGCGACAUUUCGUUGGCACAACUUGUAACCUCUGCCUCGUCCCUCGUCGCUUCAGUUGGGAAUAGAGAUCAGUGGAAAAACAAUGGGAGCGCGGGGCUUAAUGGGAAUGCGAUAUAACGUGAAGCCGCGCGUAUGGAUAACUGAUGAGGGACUGUGGAAGAGUCAGUUGUAACAUGACAAAAUUCGUCUUUAUAGAACUUGAACGAGCGAAAACUGGGUUUAAAAAUAAUACAAAAUAUACGCGUCGAAAUGAGAGUUAUAGAAAAAUAUGAUUGCCUGCAUGUUUAUAUGUUUUCUAAAUAUUUUGAAAACCUAAAAUCUACGAAUAGCAAUAAAUCGUUGCCCCACCCUACCCAGUAGGCGAUUGACAACUUUAAAAAGUGAAUGGCCGCCAAGCACUUGCUAGACUGUAAACAUAAUCAGAAAAUAAUAUAUACGUGCAAAAACAGGGCAUUGAUAUUUCAGGGAAAUUUGUGCUAAAACGGUUAUUCCAUUUUAAAAUAUUUACAAUUCGAAUUGUAAGACCAUACUUGUCUUAGUUGCACACUUAACAAAUCCAUGGCAGUAAAAAUCCACAGGAAAUGCGUCUUACCUUUCCUCUGAAAAGUUAUUCAUACCUAACAAACGCAAGUUUUAACUAAAAAAAUACAUUUUGCUUAGUUUUUUGUUUAAAUAAAGCAGAAAAAUAGAUAUAAUAGGUACUGUCGGCCUUUUACAUACCUUUCAUUUAUUAUGAUGGGAUAUAAAGUGAUGCGCAUGAUAAACGACUCAAAUAUUUUGUGUAUACAUCGCUAUCCCUCUGUGUAACCCACACUGGAAGAAAGCCUGGUUCCUAAGCUUCUUGUUGAUAUCAAACAUGGACGACAAUUCAUUAAUUAAUUAAACAUCAUUCUUCUUGCAGUGUUUUACGGUCUAUGGACAGGGUAUUUAUGGGUAAAAUAUCAACAUUUUGUCCCGUAAAUUGGAACAAGUUAAAAAAUUCGUAUCACUAUGAAAUUAUGCAGACAAGCAGGGGACAACAUAUAUUUUAGGACGCGCAGUCUGCAAAUUUCACGAAGGGUUCGAGGGAUACAUGCGGCCAGAGCAAAAUGUACGUUUUCAACAAUUUUCUCAAGUUUUAUUAUACUUUAUUAUACGCCGAUGUAAUAUAAAGUGAACUUGAAUAAUGGAACAACUUAUAGGUAAGAUUUCGAUGCGAAACUUUUCUGUUUUAUGGUCCAGAUAUAAUUUAUAUUAUUGCGAAGUCUGCAAAUGACAUAGCUAUUAUCAAACACGUUUAAAUUUAAAAAAACCGCGCCACUCCUAAUAAUUUAUAUAUAACAAAUCCGCUAUUUUGUUUGUGAAAGUUCGCACAUGCUCAGAAUCCAUGUCCGCAAUUUCUGGCCAUGACGCCAUAAUAAUAUAGAUUCCUACCCACUGACCUAUUUCACCCCAAUGCUCCUGCCUUGAAACAAUAUAUUACGAAACACAUCAAUAUACAAUUGACUAGUAAAGUAUUGUCAAUUGUUCGCAAGUGAUAUCUUGAAACAGAGACAGGAUAACAACAAUAUAUAGUUAUUAUAAACGUAUGCGUCAGGAAUACACUAUUUGUGUCAGGAAAUAAAAGAGUUAGCCCCUGAUAUUGAAAUAACCCUCUCUGAACUGAUCGACAGAGAAGACAACAUUAAAGCCAAGAAAACAGUAAAAGAGGUCAAUAAUCUACUAAUAAUAACAUCACUAGCUCGCAGCUGCGUAGCGGAGGAAGAAGGGGCAUUAGGCAUAUUUGGUGUGGCGUAUUUGGGUGUGUUUGACUGAGAUAUUAUAUUUAUUUUGAAUAUUUAUAGAAUGUUCUGGAAAUUCCGUGUCUAUAACAAUAAUAGUCUCCAACACAUGUAACAAUUAAUAAGAAUAACAUUUGUUUUAUUUGAGGUGGAAUAAAAAAUCAGCUACAAUUGUCGAUGGAGGCUUUAUUAUUUAGCAUUAUUAAUUUUCCAUUGCAUUUUUAACGUUUUCUAAUUUUCUGGGCGAUAGACCGUGGCUGAUGGGGGCCCCUAACUGUCGGGGGCCCUUACCUAGUUUUUGAAGUAACCAUACACCUAACGAGCGUUACGCUACUGAUAGCUCGUCGCUCAAUAGAUUACAUCCAUAUUAGCUAGGAAUUUUAUUACAUGUGUACAGCAUCUUCAAUUCCAUUAGUCUUCCACCCAUUAGCAGCAGCAGUUCACUUGUUGAGCAAAAUUACUCUGCAAGUGAAAAUUUUCCACAAUCAGGAAAUAAUGAUAAUAUAGAUUUUUUUUCAAUCGUUAAAAGGAUUUAGAGCUGGGCACUUGAAUAUUGCAUCAUUAUAUAGUUAAACAUAUUGAUGAACUGAAAAUAUAUCUUGAAAAAACGUUAACCCUGCUCGAUAUCCUAAGUAUAAAUGAAAGUAGACUUGCUGAAACGAUAAGCACGGAUGUUGUCAGCAUAUACCAGGAUAUGAAAUAUAGUUAAAAAUCAUAAUCGCGUGGGUGGUAGUGUUGCAAUUUACCAUCACAAUAUUUUGAAUGUCAUGAAUAGGCAAGACUGAAAUCCUUGGGAGACCCGCAAUUAUCUUUGUUGACUAAGUUAACCAGCAAUGGACAAGUGGGAAUAUCAGUGUCGCAAAAUGAAGGGACUCUAGAAAUUAAACAGAUAACAAAUUUGAUAGGUCAAAUACUCAAAUAUCAAUGAAUUAAAAAUCGUGAUAUGAUGUUUGUUUCAUUCAGUGCAAAAAUGUGAAGUUCCGACUUUUUUAGCAAAAUUGAAGUGACGGUUUAGUUUGAUGCAAAAUUUUGUAUUCUCUAUUUCAGACUGUGGUUGCAUUCCAAGCAACGCUGACAUCAGGUUCGAUUGGACCUAGCUACUCUGGCGGUGCCAUUAAAUUUAACGACGUUACUUUGAAUACUGGAGACGGUUAUAACCCAAGCACUGGCAUAUUCACUGCGCCUAUUGCCGGUAUAUACCAGUUCACUGCGACAUACCUUCAACGAAAUGGCUACAGCUCUCACGUUAGGUUGAUGAAAGGGAGUAGUGUUAUCAGUGAUAUACAUUCAAACCACAAGAACUAUGAUCAGCUAACGAAAACAAUUCACGUGGCUUUGGCAAAGGACGAGACAUUCUGGGUUAGGUUAGAGAAUAGUAGUAGCUACGCUGUACAUGGAACCAGUCGGUAUACUGAAUUUGGCGGAUUCCUUAUUUCAGCCAGUUAGAAAGGAAAUUAAACUAUCCAAAAUAUGCCUCACUUUCACAAAAUAUGUAAUCCUUUAAUUUCUUGAACAUUAUAUAGUGGCAUAAGGGAUAUAAUCUGAUAUAAUCGUCUCGCUAAUAUAUGUAUAACGAGCGCAGGUUAUUAGCUAGUAUAUAGUUAUAUUGCUAUACUCGGUUUUUAAAUAUUAAACAAGUCUGUAGAAUAAAUGAAUUAACUGCACGUUAU
Paramuricea clavata is the source of this 10428-nucleotide messenger RNA. NCBI's taxonomy places the organism in Eukaryota, Metazoa, Cnidaria, Anthozoa, Malacalcyonacea, Plexauridae. The record is from the annotation of a GenBank genome assembly.